AUGGCGUUCACUGCGGCCUCCGUUACGCUUCUCAUUCUGUUCACCACACUUCUGUUGGUACCGAGAUUUACCGGCUAUGUGUUGCGUGCAGCUCUCCGCAGUGCUGGCUGGUUCCUCAAGAACAGGACCAACGGCCGGAGAGAAGUGAUACUCUCGCGCGUGCGCCUUGAAGAAGAAGAUUAUCGAUCUAGAAACCCAUAUUCGACGGCGGGACCAGAGGAUGAAGACUGGGAAAAGGUAGACUCAGCACCAGGGGUGGCGAAGAACGGAGAACCAUUGGGCGAAAACUGGGAAGGGAUCAUAGGUUUCUUCCAUCCUUUCUGUAACGCUGGUGGAGGUGGAGAGCGUGUACUCUGGGCUGCUGUAAAAGCAACCCAGGAGCGAUGGCCAAAGGCGACAUGUGUUAUAUACACCGGUGACCAUGAAGUCACCAAGACUACCAUGGUCGAAAGGGCCGAGACUCGAUUCAAUAUCCGUCUCCAUGCACCGACGAUAGUAUUGUUAUAUCUUUCCACGCGGAAAUAUGUUCUCAGCAGCAUGUACCCACAUAUGACACUUCUUGGACAGUCGCUCGGGUCUUUGAUUGUGGCAGUGGAUGCUUUCAAUCUUCUCGCUCCUGACAUUUAUGUUGACACAAUGGGCUAUGCAUUUACGAUUGCCCUAUCCAAAUAUUUGUUUCCCUUGGUUCCGACGGGGGCAUAUGUGCACUACCCUACUAUCUCCACUGACAUGCUGGAGUCUCUUGACGACGGAACUGGGGUCAAGGGAUUGAAUUCUGGAGCCGGUGUGGGAUGGAAAGGCGUCGCAAAGAAAAGGUACUGGAAGUUAUUCGCUAGAUUGUACGGCUGGAUUGGCAGCAAGGUCGAUGUGGUCAUGACCAAUUCGUCAUGGACUUCAGCCCAUAUUGAUUCUCUCUGGGGACCUUCACGAAAAAACCUAGAGCACGCAAAGGUCACAGUCGUGUUCCCGCCAACCGCUGUCUCCGAAUUACACUCUUCAAUCGAAGUGAACAGUGCGAGUGAGGCGACUCGAGAACCAAGCAUUCUCUACAUAGCACAGUUCCGGCCAGAGAAGAACCACUCGUUGGUGCUCCGUGCAUUCGCUCAGUUUCUUGACGAGAGACGCAAGGACCCUGCAAACGCAUCCCUCCCAACCCCCAAGCUCAUUCUGAUCGGGUCCGUCAGACAUGCCAGCCCCGACGAGACACACAUCUACAACCUGCGUCUCCUGGCACAUGAAUUACAUAUCCGAGAACAAACCGAGUUCAUAUGCGACGCCAGCUGGCCGACAAUCCUUUCACACCUAGGCACGUCUUCCAUUGGCACCAAUGCCAUGUGGAACGAGCAUUUCGGGAUCGGCGUGGUUGAGUACCAAGCCGCCGGACUCAUCAGCGUAGUCCAUGACUCGGGCGGUCCGCGCGAAGACAUCGUGAUUGAUAUGGGCGACGGCGCAACGGGCUUCCGCGCCACGACCGAAGACGAAUUCGCUGCCGCCUUUGAGGCUGCUCUGGCUCUUCCGCAGGAAGAAAAAGUCGCCAUGCGUCUACGUGCCCGCAAGUCUGCGUUGCGUUUCACAGAGGAAGAGUUUGGACGCAAAUGGCUCAUUGCACUUGAGAAGUUGAUUUCUCAGCAGCGCCGGCUGGCGAAAUCGACAAAGACGUAG
Molecule: messenger RNA, 1662 nt
Organism: Talaromyces rugulosus
Lineage: Eukaryota; Fungi; Ascomycota; Eurotiomycetes; Eurotiales; Trichocomaceae
Exons: 4
Coding region: 1-1662 (553 amino acids)
Biological process (GO): protein N-linked glycosylation
Cellular component (GO): endoplasmic reticulum membrane
Molecular function (GO): GDP-Man:Man(3)GlcNAc(2)-PP-Dol alpha-1,2-mannosyltransferase activity
Source: RefSeq, a predicted model, not a curated record